This is a messenger RNA of Oryza brachyantha (malo sina), 1391 nucleotides long. RefSeq names its product chloroplast envelope quinone oxidoreductase homolog. The record is from RefSeq and is a predicted model, not a curated record. Lineage: Eukaryota; Viridiplantae; Streptophyta; Magnoliopsida; Poales; Poaceae. Gene Ontology annotation, molecular function: oxidoreductase activity. The coding region runs from base 145 to 1161 and encodes 338 amino acids. The transcript has 4 exons.
AACCGACGCAAACCAAACCCAACCCCUCUACUGCAGCGACGAGAUUCUCCCCUCCCCUCCAAUCUCUCCGCUCACUUCUUCGUCUUCUUCUUCUCCUUCGGUUCCAACCCCUCCACCCUCCUCUCUCUCUCUCUCUCCUCCCCCAUGGCCGCUGCCGCCUCCGGGACGCCGCCGGCGAAGAUGCGGGCCGUGCAGUACGACGCCUGCGGCGGGGGAGCCGCCGGGCUCAAGCAUGUUGAAGUUCCGGUCCCUUCAGCGAAGAAGAACGAAGUCCUGUUGAAGCUGGAGGCGACAACCAUCAAUCCAGUUGACUGGAAGAUUCAGAAAGGGGCGUUGCGUCCUCUGGUGCCUCGUAGACUGCCUUUUAUCCCAGUGACCGAUGUUGCAGGAGUAGUUGCUGGUGUGGGUCCUGGAGUGGAGGAGUUCGCAGUGGGUGAUCAAGUAGUUGCUAUGUUGAAUUCUUUGAACGGAGGUGGAUUUGCAGAGUACGCCGUAUCGUCGGCGAGCCUGACCGUCAAGAGGCCGCCCGAGGUCUCGGCCGCGGACGGCGCCGGGCUGCCCGUCGCGGCGGGCACGGCGCUCCAGGCGCUGAGGUCCAUCGGCGCCAGGUUCGACGGCACCGGCGAGCCGCUGAACGUCCUGGUCACCGCCGCGUCGGGCGGCGUGGGCCUCUACGCCGUGCAGCUGGCCAAGCUGGCGAACCUGCACGUCACGGCCACCUGCGGCGCCCGCAACGUGGAACUGGUGCGGAGCCUCGGCGCCGACGAGGUGCUGGACUACCGGACGGCCGAGGGCGCCAGCAUGCGGAGCCCCUCGGGGAGGAAGUACGACGGCGUGGUGCACUGCACCGUGGGCGUCGGGUGGUCGGCGUUCGAGCCGCUGAUUAGCGCCGCCGGGGGGAAGGUGAUCGACAUCACGCCCAACGCCUCCGCCAUGCUCACGUCAGCGCUGCACGCGGUGACGCUGCGGAGGAAGCGGCUGGUGCCGCUGCUGCUGUCGCCCAACAGGGCCGACCUGGAGCUGCUGGUCGCGCUGGUGAGGGACGGGAAGCUGCGGACGGUGGUCGACUCGAGGUUCCCGUUGAGCGACGCCGCCAAGGCGUGGCAGAAGAGCAUCGACGGCCACGCCACCGGCAAGAUCGUCGUUGACAUGGAAGGCUGAUCAUGUAGCAGCAUCUGCUUGCUUGGUUUGGUGAUAUUACGUUUAUUUGUUUUUUUCUCUUCUGCUUUCUUAAUAAUUUGGGAGUUGUAAAUCCUAGGGCAUAGAUCGAGACUACACUAGUUCUAUUGAGUUUUUCAUUGUUACUGUAUACUUUGAAUAUGUACAUUUAAUGACAAUUCAUGAACAAACGAUCUUGUGCUGAUUGUGGAAUCUCUAAAUCAUCACUUGCU